Molecule: messenger RNA, 255 nt
Organism: Opisthorchis viverrini
Lineage: Eukaryota; Metazoa; Platyhelminthes; Trematoda; Opisthorchiida; Opisthorchiidae
Exons: 2
Coding region: 1-255 (84 amino acids)
Source: RefSeq, a predicted model, not a curated record
AUGGUUGGCUGUUGGGUCCAGAUUGUUGACCAAUCAGAUCUCGCCUUGAUGCCGGACCCGCAAGCAUCCCGAAUUCUGGGCCAACCUCGACUUAGGUCGCGGGGCAGCUUGGGGAGAAUGAAAUAUGUGAACCGUUCAUGCUCCGGUGUGCCGAGUUUUCGCAGCAAUAGUUUGACUUUCCAUCCAUCAUCAAAUUUGGAAAAAUCAGUCUUGAACAUGCCUUCGUACCGCUUGAACCAGGAGUCAAAUGUGUGA